UCGUUCUUUUUUAUUUGAUUUCUUAUUCGUUUCGCUGGGGACGUCUUUCAUUUUGGUUUCCCACGGGCGCAUUCUCUCUGUUCUGCAAUAAAGUCCAGGACGAAUUGCCCUUUACUCAUUAUAGGUCUGUUCCAGAACCUGCAAGAAUCUACUAACUUUGAAAAGUUCGCGGAAGCCAGUUACAAAAAUGAAUAUUUUACCAAAAAAGAGAUGGCAUGUCAGGACGAAAGACAAUAUAGCGCGGGUGCGGCGAGAUGAGGCUGCUGCCCGCGAAGAAGAACGUAAAAAACAGGAAAAGUUAGAAUUUGCUGAAAGUGAAGCCCGUAUCAAUUUUUUACGAACAAAGUCAGGGCUCCCCGAAAGGCACCGCGAAGAAGUUCCAUCUACACAAGAAGUAGAAGCCUCAACAAGUGAACAACAUGUCAAUCUCUUUGCCGACUAUAAAGCCCACGUCAAAACCACCAAUAAAGACUUGGAACGUGAAAAGAAGGAAGAACAAGAAAAGUAUGAAAAGAAAAUUGGCUACCUUACGUAUCUGGGGCAGGACACAAAUGAGGCACUGCGCUUGAAGAGUUGGUAUGAAGUUGCACCCAAAAGACUUGAUGUGGGAGAGGAGAGGGAAACAGUUGAAAAAGAUUUGAAAACCAAACACAACCAGGAUCCUUUGACAUUUAUUAAAGCCGUUUUGCCCCCGGAACCCAAGACGGAAAUAAAUACAGCAAAUAAACGCACAAGAAGCCCCACACCAGUACAUAUUCCAGCAGCGCACAAAGAGGAGGAACGUGAUUCCAAACGACAUAAGAAACAUAAAAAAGAACGUAAAAAGCAUAAAAAGGAAAAACACAAGAAACAUGACAGAAAUCACAAACAUAAAAGAAAGAAGUCCAAAGAAAGUCCGGAGGAAGAAGCCAUUCAGAAACGUCUAAAAUUGGAGCAAUUAAGAAAAGAACGAUUGCGUAGGGAAAUGAUUGAAAAGGCUCGACAAGAUGCCUUACUUGCACCCAAGGAAGCGAAGGCAACAACAGAACCACCAACCACGCCACGUGUGGUACAGAAAUACAACAGUCAAUUUAAUCCCGAAUUGGCAAAACAAAAUAUGAACUAAACAAACACGAAUUGUUUUAUUUUCCUAAAACAACGCUUUAUUGUAUAAAGUUAUUUUUAAUUGUAUAAAAUAAAAGUAUGUAUCACAUAUUUAUAUUUAUGUAAA
Messenger RNA from Musca domestica (house fly), 1210 nucleotides. Its product is annotated as leukocyte receptor cluster member 1 homolog. Lineage: Eukaryota; Metazoa; Arthropoda; Insecta; Diptera; Muscidae. The transcript has 2 exons. Bases 188 to 1105 code for a protein of 305 amino acids. The record is from RefSeq and is a predicted model, not a curated record.